This is a messenger RNA of Bufo gargarizans (Asiatic toad), 6045 nucleotides long. RefSeq names its product receptor-type tyrosine-protein phosphatase F-like. Gene Ontology annotation, molecular function: protein tyrosine phosphatase activity; protein binding. Gene Ontology annotation, biological process: protein dephosphorylation. The record is from RefSeq and is a predicted model, not a curated record. Bases 67 to 4992 code for a protein of 1641 amino acids. Lineage: Eukaryota; Metazoa; Chordata; Amphibia; Anura; Bufonidae. The transcript is spliced from 36 exons.
CCUCAGUAACUGGGUGAUAAACGAGACACUUUACUGAGACCAGAACUGCGAGCGAGACCUCUCACCAUGUCACCCAUGUGGCCUUGUCUGCUCAGCUUCACCUGCUUGGUCCUGUCUGGAUUAGGAGAGGACAACCAGACUGAAGGAGCAGAACGAUGUAAAAAACCAUCAAUGAGUAACCUGGAGAAGAUCUCACCGUCCAAAGAAUAUUAUAACCCGUCUGAGGUGGUGACGUUACAGUGUGAACCUGGAUAUUAUCCCUCAUCGGACAGAAUACAAUGUAUGAAUAAUGGAGAGCGAGACGCCUGGACACCGACUGCUGUCUGUAUAGAACGAUGUAAAAAACCAUCAAUGAGUAACCUGGAGAAGAUCUCACCGUCCAAAGAAUAUUAUAACCCGUCUGAGGUGGUGACGUUACAGUGUGAACCUGGAUAUUAUCCCUCAUCGGACAGAAUACAAUGUAUGAAUAAUGGAGAGCGAGACGCCUGGACACCGACUGCUGUCUGUAUAGAACGAUGUAAAAAACCCUCAAUAAGUAACCUGGAGAAGAUCUCACCGUUCAAAGAAUAUUAUUACCUGUAUGAGGUGGUGACGUUACAGUGUGAACCUGGAUAUUAUCCCUCAUCGGACAGAAUACAAUGUACGUAUAAUGGAGUCCGGGAUGACUGGUCACCGACUGCUGUCUGUAUAGAACGAUGUAAAAAACCCUCAAUAAGUAACCUGGAGAAGAUCUCACCGUUCAAAGAAUAUUAUUACCUGUAUGAGGUGGUGACGUUACAGUGUGAACCUGGAUAUUAUCCCUCAUCGGACAGAAUACAAUGUACGUAUAAUGGAGUCCGGGAUGACUGGUCACCGACUGCUGUCUGUAUAGAACGAUGUAAAAAACCCUCAAUAAGUAACCUGGAGAAGAUCUUACCGUCCAAAGAAUAUUAUAACCCGUCUGAGGUGGUGACGUUACAGUGUAAACCUGGAUAUUAUCCCUCAUCGGACAGAAUCCAAUGUAUGAAUAAUGGAGAGCGGGACGCCUGGACACCGACUGCUGUCUGUAUAGAACGAUGUAAAAAACCCUCAAUAAGUAACCUGGAGAAGAUCUCACCGUCCAAAGAAUAUUAUAACCCGUCUGAGGUGGUGACGUUACAGUGUGAACCUGGAUAUUAUCCCUCAUCGGACAGAAUACAAUGUAUGUAUAAUGGAGAGCGGGACGCCUGGUCACCGACUGCUGUCUGUAUAGAACGAUGUAAAAAACCCUCAAUAAGUAACCUGGAGAAGAUCUCACCGUCCAAAGAAUAUUAUAACCCGUCUGAGGUGGUGACGUUACAGUGUGAACCUGGAUAUUAUCCCUCAUCAGACAGAAUGCGAUGCAUGUAUAAAGGAGAGCGGGACGACUGGACACCGACUGCUGUCUGUAUAGAACGAUGUAAAAAACCCUCAAUAAGUAACCUGGAGAAGAUCUCACCGUCCAAAGAAUAUUAUUACCUGUAUGAGGAGGUGACGUUACAGUGUGAACCUGGAUAUUAUCCCUCAUCGGACAGAAUACAAUGUACGUAUAAUGGAGUCCGGGAUGACUGGUCACCGACUGCUGUCUGUAUAGAACGAUGUAAAAAACCCUCAAUAAGUAACCUGGAGAAGAUCUCACCGUCCAAAGAAUAUUAUAACCCGUCUGAGGUGGUGACGUUACAGUGUGAACCUGGAUAUUAUCCCUCAUCGGACAGAAUCCAAUGUAUGAAUAAUGGAGAGCGGGACAACUGGACACCGACUGCUGUCUGUAUAGAACGAUGUAAAAAACCCUCAAUAAGUAACCUGGAGAAGAUCUCACCGUCCAAAGAAUAUUAUAACCCGUCUGAGGUGGUGACGUUACAGUGUGAACCUGGAUAUUAUCCCUCAUCAGACAGAAUACGAUGCAUGUAUAAAGGAGAGCGGUACGCCUGGACACCGACUGCUGUCUGUAUAGAACGAUGUAAAAAACCCUCAAUAAGUAACCUGGAGAAGAUCUUACCGUCCAAAGAAUAUUAUAACCCGUCUGAGGUGGUGAGGUUACAGUGUGAACCUGGAUAUUAUCCCUCAUCAGACAGAAUCCAAUGUAUGAAUAAUGGAGAGCGGGACGCCUGGUCACCGACUGCUGUCUGUAUAGAAGUCAAAGUGACCAAGAAAAGUGUGACCCCGAGCAGCAUCAUCCUGAGCAUUGUGUGCACCCCAGACCGGUGCGGGGACAUCUGGACAUCUCCUCUAUACACCUGUGUGCUACAUGGAGCAUUCUAUAAAGAAUGUAAAUAUAGUGCUGGAGACGUGACCUUCUCCGACCUGGAUCCAUUCACACAAUAUACAAUCCCAGUAUACCACACUGGUCAGUCAUGGCUGCUUCUACAGACGUUAUAUAUCACAACUCCUGAAUCAGCUCCAGCAGCUCCAGACAUUGUGCGGACGCCCAGCAUGGAGGACGGUACAAUAGCCUGGACGCGGUCUAAUGCACAGGGGAACAUCACUGGCUUUCAGAUGAACAUCGUGGCCUGGAGAGAUUAUAAUUCUUCCUUCUCCUUGAAUAUAACGGAAUGGUUUCCCCCCAACAUUACCCAGUAUAAAAUGAAUCUGCAGCACGGGACCAAUUACACAUUUCAUCUGCGAGGAUUCACAUCUGCAGGAGGUGGCGAAUAUAAAAGUACCAGCGUAGAAACCCCAAUCGGAGAUCCUCCUGUCCCGACUGUUGCAAUAAAGGAUCUCACUUUACAGCUUCAACCGGUGUCUGAUGUCCAUGGACCAAUCAGUCAUUAUGAAAUAAUUAUCUUUAGUGAACCAAGAAGUAACACGAGUGACUGUCUAGGAGUGACUCACACACAUUACAACUCCACCCUGACCCCCUACACUGCGGCACUCCUCCCUGCGCACAACCUGACGGAGUUUAUAACACUGGGAGAUAGUCAACAUUAUGGUGGCUUCUAUAAUGCUCCUCUCAUCCCAAACCUGGAGUACAUGGUGUAUGUGCGGGUCACCAGCAAAUGGAAGGAGGCUAAGUCGUCGUGUGUGUUUCUGGACUUCUUCACAGCUAAAGAUCUGCUCCGCGGCCCGGUUCCUGUGAUCGCGGGGUCUGUGGCUGCUCUGCUCUUACUCCUGGUCUUACUGGUUCUGGCUGGUUUAUGGAGGACUGGAUUUUAUCGGAAAUUAAAAAAGACAGAAGAAAUCCCGCUAAAGUCUGGACUGGGCAAGAAGAACAUUCCUGUUGAGAAUUUGUUGGACGUCGUUAAAACCUUGCGCUAUAAGGAAAUGUUUAAUAAUGAAGAAGAUGAGGAGAACGCCGACAUGUUACCUGCAGGGCGUUACCUGGAAUACAAGGAACUUCCCAGUGGAUUAUUGCAUCAGUGUAAAAUCAGUCAAUUUGAAGAAAACAAGAUAAAAAAUCGCUAUAAUAAAGUUGUACCUUAUGAUGAUUCCCGGGUGAUGCUGAGAUCAAGUCUCUCUGGAUCGGAUUAUAUUAACGCUUCUUAUAUCCAUGGUUACAAAGCCCAGAAAUAUUACAUAGCUACACAAGGUCCUCUUCCUGAAACAGUAGCUGACUUCUGGAGCAUGGUGUGGCAGGAGAGCAGCUCAGUCAUUGUCAUGUUGACUGCUCUUAAGGAACAGAAUAAGGUAAAAUGUGGGCUCUACUGGCCAGAAGAAACCCAGACCUACGGGGACAUCACAGUCUCUCUACAAAGAGUCAUUCAGACCGGAGCCAUCAUCACCAGGAGCUUUAGCCUGAAGAAGGUGCAGUCGACAGUACAGAUGACGGUGGAGCAGCUGCAUUAUCUGGAGUGGCCGGACCACGGCGUGCCCAGUAAGGCGUCCAGCCUGGUGCAACUGGUGGAGCAGCUGAACAAGAGUAACACCCCGGGCUCGGGCCCAGUCAUUGUGCACUGCAGCGCUGGGAUUGGAAGAACCGGGACGUUGAUAGCUUUGGAUAUCCUCCUGAAGAUGGCGAGAGAUGUGAGGACGGUGAAUGUGUUCAGCUGCGUCCAGCGGCUACGAAAGAGCAGAGCGAACAUGGUGCAGAACAAGAAACAAUAUGCCUUCCUAUACGACAUCCUCCUGGAGGUGCUGCUGUGUGGCAUGACCAGCGUACCUGUGCCGGACAUCAAGAGACACCUUAGUCACAUGACCAGACAGGACCCCCGCACUGAUAUGGAUGGGUACGACAGGGAAUUCCAGGCUUUGGAUAAAAUAACGGAAUUAUAUCAGAUUUAUCCGUGUAAAGAAGCGAAGAAACCAGAAAAUCUGAGGAAGAACCGGGACUCCAGGAUACUGCCAGAUGACCACUCUCGUCCCAUUCUGCUGUCAUCGUUGACAAGAGAUAGCACCCCCGGGUACAUCAAUGCUGUUUUUGUAAAUUCUAACUGUCUCGACGAUGUCAUGAUUGCCACCCAACUGCCCAUGGAGGAGACUCUGAAGGACUUCUGGUCCCUGGUCUGGGACUACAAGUGUACGUCAGUGGUGAUGAUGCACCGGGCCCAGGACCUGCAGCAGAUCGGCUUGUUGCGCUUUUGGCCACAUCGGGGAGAAUCCAAUUAUGGGGGCUUUAUCGUCAUGGCGACUGUCAAACAGUCAGAGAACGGCUACAGACGGACGUCGCUGAGUGUGAGGAGGGCUGACGAGAUGUUGGACUCUGCUCUGGACGUGACGCUGUGGCAGCUGGACUCGUGGCCCCUGGAUCGGGAUCUCCCUCACAAUCCGUCUGCCCUCGUCACCCUGAUCGGGGACGUGGAAAAACGUCAACAGCAGAUGGCGGACAGCCACAUCCUGGUCACCUGCAGUGAUGGUGCGAGCCGCUGCGGACUGUUCUGCGCCGGCCUGAUUCUCUGUGAUCAGAUCCGCAGCGAUGGCGUCGUAGACGUUUCCCAGGCCGUGCGGUUGCUCCGGAAAAGACGCUGCCAGUUUAUCCCUAGUAAGGACCAGUAUUCCUUCUGCUUUGCGAUGGUUCGGAGCUACUUGGAUUCAUUUGAAACUUACGGAAACUUCAAGUAGCAGCGUCAUCUAUGAGAGGUUCCUGGAGGAGAUGCUCCAUUCACGGACUGGUGACAUGAUGAGACCUUCACCAUAGAAUUACUGUCAUAUGGACCAAUUAUCAUCUUUAUCAUCAUCACUCGCCCAGUGACCACCAUGACCUUGUACAAUCACGAGGCACCCGGGGCGAGGAACCGUACACUGGGGUCAGCACAGUCAGGUCCUGGGGGCAAAACUGAGCAGAUAACACCAGCAUGGACACCCCCGAUCUAAAGGGAUUGAGAGCUCACGGGGCAUGGAUGAUGAGAGUGAUAUAUUGUGUGAUAUAGGGAGAUUAGAUUGUGAGCUCCUGGGAACAGAGAUUAUGGGAGUGAUACACUGUGUGUAACAUAUGGAGAUUAGAUUGUGAGUUGCUUGUGGCAGGGAUGAUGGGAGUGAUGUAUUGUGUGUUAUAGGGAGAUUAUAUUGUAAGCUUCUGGGGGUAGGGAUGAUGGGAGUAAUCAUUGUGUGUUUAUUUGUUUUCAUAAAUAUUAUAUAUUAAAGUAUUAAUAACACAGAUUUUCCGGUUUCAUCGUUGUCUUGUGAGAUGGGGAAACAGCUCUCAUUGUCUGAACACUGUGUGGAUUAAAUUAAAUUGUCUGGACUGACGUUCUCCUGUUUGGCCACAAGAUGCCGCUGUUUCCAAAAUACAGCUACAGACUGCAUAUUUUCAUUUUAAUGAGAGGUGGGGUUUCAGAGCCUGGAGAAGGAAAGGGAGCAGCCAUCUUAGAGGAAGCUGAGACUAAGGAACUGUGUGAGCAGAGAAUCCGAUUGCAUCCAGGUGUGAGAGCAUCCCUCAGUGACCAGAGCUGCAGCUAAGACAAGCUGAUUGUGUUCAAGACCUUGAUACUGUACAGAGGAACGAGGAUUUCUUCCAGGAAUGCCGAUGAGUGCUGAGGAGCAAAGCGACAUACACUGCGGUACCGCAUGCUUGUUGGAGAGACAUUUGUUCUGUUCAGAGUCUCCAGUGGAUGCAGAGCAGACCCGGAUCGGUAAGAUCGUGCACGCACCUCAUAACAGUGUUGGCGCCUAGAG